Molecule: messenger RNA, 2874 nt
Organism: Aspergillus lentulus
Lineage: Eukaryota; Fungi; Ascomycota; Eurotiomycetes; Eurotiales; Aspergillaceae
Product: MYB DNA-binding domain protein
Biological process (GO): regulation of DNA-templated transcription
Cellular component (GO): nucleus
Molecular function (GO): transcription cis-regulatory region binding; DNA-binding transcription factor activity
Source: RefSeq, a predicted model, not a curated record
AUGGGUCAAGGGUCCUCGCAGCCCAUGAAUGGUGGGCUCAGUGAGCCUGAGAAUCAAGAUAUGAGUGAAGACCGUGAUGCCGUUGGUUCCUCGGGCCCUCCGAAAUCCUCUAAGAAAGUGAAAUCAGAAGCCCAGGUCGAAGGGGCAGCCACUCCCAAGCGGAAACGAAAGCAGACUGUCAACGAUACCAACACUGCCAUGCCUUCGGACGCCCCAAACCAGUUGCAAGAAUCGCGACUGGAUCAGUCAGGCGCACGCCCAGUGAAGCGCAAGAAGACCGCCCCCUCGACUGCAAACACGAAGGAGGCCCGCAAGCCAGAGAAGAAUGGCAAUUGCGAAGCCAUUUCGUCUCCAGAAACCCCCGUGAUUGCCAACAUCUCCGAGACUGGGGAAGCUCAGCGCCAGUCGAUUGAUAUGCAACCUCUAACGGACGUAGCGCAUACGAACGGAACCACGCCCAAAAAGCCCAAGAAGUCCAAGACGAAGACCACACAGCAGGACGAGGGAAACCAGGUGUCGGCCCUUCCGCGGAGACCUGCCGAGACUAAGCCGAUUCGUGUGGCGUCUGCGAACCCAUCGCUCGCGGAUAGCUCAACGGACCAGAAGGAUUUUACGGACACAUCAGCCGCCCGUGGACCCAGAAGAGGGAAGACAGAUAAAAUGAUCGGUUUCUUCGCUCCAUCCGAGGUCAGCGCGUUGGAGACCUUCAAACUCCAGUUUUGCAACCAGCAUGCUAUCUCCAGCGAAAGAUUUGAUAGGAUGGUACAGCAUGUGGACCGGCGCAAAGACAGCGGCUGGCCCUGUGAUGAGAUUAUUAAGAAGCCGGAUUUUUGGCAACAGAUUUAUGAUGUAUUACCAAGCAGGGAUCGAAGAUCGGUCUACAGAUUCAUGAGGCGACAUUUCCAGGAUUCGACUCAGAAGCCGCACCACUGGACACAUGAACAAGAUGACGAACUCAUCGACCUGGUAGGACGGUAUGGUCCUAGAUUCGCUCAUAUUGCGAAGAUACUGGGCCGAGUUGAGGAUGAUGUGGUUCAGAGAUGGAAGAAUCGGCUUGAGCAUCGGAGCACCAUGAGAAGGGGUGCGUGGUCCGAAGAGGAAGUCCGCGGGCUGCUCGAUGCUUUACAAACCUCCUGGAACAAUCUGAAAAAAGACGGCCAAGAUGUGGGCCGAGACAUCUACGAAAUGGAUGAGGGCCUAGUAUCUUGGGGCACAGUCAGUAAUAAACUCCAGAACUGCCGGUCCAGACAACAGUGCGCAGAUAAAUGGCGCAAGAUCAGACGCAAGAUUAUGGGACAGCGCAGCACUGGCAACCAAAACGCUGUCUACGAUCCAGCAACAGAAGCAAAGCCGCAAGGCAGAGCCAAGUCCAUCACGCUCGCGGAGCAAAUGGAAAUGGAGAGGAUGUUGAAGAGCUCCGAGUACGUUGAUUCCGAGGAUGGAGACGACGAGGACAUGGAACAGUCUGCUGGUACAGAGUCUCAAUCGCCGAACAUCAAGGAUGAGGGUGAGUCUGCCGAAAAGGAACCCACCAUCAUGUCCGCCCCAGAACGACCGCCGGCUACCUCAGCGAAGGCACUCGAUAAAGGUUCUCAAUCCAAGGAGUCACAUGCCGAAGUUGAGGACGACUCUGAGUCCGAAGCAUCAUCCGACUCAACUGAGUCCGCCUCAGACGAUGCUUCCGAAGCCGAAAUCAAGUCAGGCUCUGGAUCUGGCUCGGACUCGGACUCCGAAUCCAGUGUUGAAAGUGACGCAAAUUCCGACGCCAGAAUCAGGGCACAAUCUCCAAAAGGGCAGGAGAAAGAUGUGAGAAAGAACAAAGCAUCUUCAGCAAAGUCGUCGACAAAGCCUACAAAGUCCACGCCGAACCAGAAGCUCGUUGAGCGGUCCAAACCCAAAACAAGUGACGGUAAACAACCCAGAAGUCAGACUAUGAAAACAUCUGCUUCUGACUUGUCGAUCAAGGCUGAGACAAACGCAACUCAACAGGCUAAAGCUCCAAAGCCAUCGAAGUCAACCACUAAGGAAGACAAAAUGUCGCAAGCGACGUUGUCCGAGUCUGUAUCGGAGUCGGAGUCCGCAUCCGAUCCUUCCGACUCAGAAGAAGAAUCUAUAUCAAGCUCCGAAGAACCUUCGGACAGACAGUCCACAAAAGUAGCGCCGAAAGGACCGACAUCGGUUCAGAAAGCAAGCGUGAAGAGCCAGGUCUCUCAAAAGGCUCAAAAUAAGGAUGAGUCCGAAGAGAGCUCCUCAGCGUCAGAUGAGACGUCUUCCGGUGAUGGCAGCACCGACGCCAGUGAAGCCGACGAUGACAGCGACAGCGACGGUGACAAUGGCUCUAGCGCUAGCGACGACAAGCCGGUGGAGGCGCCGAAGACAGCCGCCCUCAAGGGGACCAAACGUAAGGCUCAGGAAUCCGCGGAGCAGACCGGCAAACCUGAGUCGAAGCGUCCGAAGACAGGGCAGAAACCAAGCAAGAAGUCAUCUCCAUCCUCCUCCGCUAGAUCCUCGUCAGAAGAUAGCGAAAGCGAGGAUGACGCCGACAGCGGUUCAGAAGUUGAUACCAACGAGUCAAGCUCGGCAUCCGACAGUGCAGACUCCACGUCUAAGCCUCAGCCCAAAUCAAAGUCCGAGUCCAAGCAACCUACCGCUCAGCCAAAAGCACCCAAAGCUAUUAAUGGGCAAAAGUCGGAACUCUCCAAGUCACGCACUCCAGUAUCAAAGGAGGGAAGCAAUGCCAAGAAUGGGCAAAGCGGACAGAAGCAGGAUUCGAAGCAAACCAACCCUUCCCUUUAUCAGGUCAAGAAGGACAGAGAGAAGGAAAAAGGCAAACUGGGAUCGACUCCGGUGUCAAAGGGGAAAAAGUCCAAGUGA